Molecule: messenger RNA, 432 nt
Organism: Glarea lozoyensis ATCC 20868
Lineage: Eukaryota; Fungi; Ascomycota; Leotiomycetes; Helotiales; Helotiaceae
Exons: 9
Coding region: 1-432 (143 amino acids)
Source: RefSeq, a predicted model, not a curated record
AUGCCUUCCAACUCAAAAAAAAACCGAGCCAACAAGGCUUCAAAAGAAUCAACUCCGAAACCCCGAAUCAAAAAGCCGCAACCUCCUCCGAAGACAUACCCCUCCGAGAGCGAAUUCUGGCAAUCACAAUUAGCAACGGAAACCAAGGAGCAGGAAGCAGCAAGAAUGGCUGCAGACCUCGAGGUCUUUCGACGCGUCGAGUUUAACGCCGCUCUUGCGGAAUUGGAGGAGGAGGAGAAGAACGGAAAGUUUCGCUACAUCGUUGCCGCUGAAGCUGCUAUUGCAGCUGCGAAGAAGAGGAGGAAGAAGAACAAGAUCGGCGCUGGGAUACCGCUGCUAAUUUGCAGCUGGAGAGGGAGAUGGAGGAAAGAGAAAUUCGACGAACCGGUAAUUGAGCAUACCGCUCUGAAGAGAAAUUUUGGAGUCUAUUGA